Molecule: messenger RNA, 1836 nt
Organism: Carassius carassius (crucian carp)
Lineage: Eukaryota; Metazoa; Chordata; Actinopteri; Cypriniformes; Cyprinidae
Product: B-cell receptor CD22-like
Exons: 8
Coding region: 404-1639 (411 amino acids)
Source: RefSeq, a predicted model, not a curated record
ACGACGAAACUAAGGGAACCGAUCAUGUCCUCUCACAGGCACCGUACUUAAGGGAUCCCUCUGCUCCUCUGUUUCUUUUCCUUUAUCUCGCAUCUAACAUGAUAUGCUCAGAGAUUUGUUACACUCAGAUUAUUGAAGAUAGAUUUUGCAAUUUACACUAUGAUAUAUUCAUUUACUUGUUUAUUAGUAAAAGUUGGUUGCAUUUCUUUCAAAUUUAAUCUAGAAUUUUGUGUCUGGUAUCCGACCUGUUACUGGAUAAAAAUACUCUUUCUUCAUCAGUCUUUGUCUUCCUGGCUCUCUGCAUCAAAUAUAAACUGACUGAUGGUUACUAAAUGAUCAGAAUGUAUUUGCCUGAAACCAUAGACUUCAAUCUCAUAUAUUUGAAACUUUAAUACUUUUCUCAAUGUUUUUCAGAAUGUUUUGUCUUUUCUCUCUGGUUUCUCUGCUGCUGAUUCCUGUGAUCUGCAACAAGGGAUGGGAUAUUAACUACUCCAGUAAGACAAAAUGUGCUCUAAAGGGUUCAACAGUAACUGUAUCAGGCACUUAUAAACACCCAAAUCAUCUCACAGUGACAGAGAUAUUCUGGACUGUAAACCCAUCUAAACGACAGGGUAUCAAUCUGAUGACUCUUCCAGAUUACAGAGACAGAGUUCAGUACUUCCCGAAUAAAGAAGACAGAAUGUUCUUUCUCAAACUCAGUAAUGUGACACAUGAAGAUGAAGGAAUGUACUGCAUCAGAAUCCUGGCAGGUGUAGAAGAUCAAAGAUUUCUGGGUUAUCCUGGGAUUGAGCUCAAUGUGACAGAGCUCAGAGUGGAGAUUCCUGCAGAGAUCAUUGAGGGAGCAUCACCUGUUUUAUUUUGUAGGACCACCUGUGACCUAUCAGAUAAAACAGACUUCACCUGGUAUAAAAAUGGCAAGCGUUUAUCAGAAUCGAUCGUCUCAGAUCAGCUGUUGCUGCGGUCGGUCAGCAGAGAUGAUACGGGAAACUACAGCUGUGCACUGAGAGAUCAGAAACAUCUGUCGUCUCCUGCCGUCACUCUCAGCGUCAGAUUAUUUUUAUAUUUUUCAGAUCCUCCACAGAGCGUCUCGGUGUCCAUCAGUCCGUCUGGUGUAAUAGUGGAGGGAGAUUCAGUGACUCUGAGCUGCAGCAGUGAUUCAAACCCUCCUGCUCUCAUCUUCAGAUGGUUUAAGGAGAAUCAAAGCUCAGCUGUUGGAUCUAGACAGAGUUUCAUCAUCUCCAGCUUCAACUCCAGUCACAGCGGACGCUACUCUUGUGAGGCUCAGAAUCAACACGGAUCUCAGAGAUCAGACUCUGUUUCAGUCGCUGUUGAAGAAAGCCGCUCAGCUCUGAUCUGGGUCGUGGGGGGGAUCUCUGCAGCUGUUGUCCUGAUGUCUGUGAUUCUGAUGGUCUUCAUCGGGCUCUUGAUCAGAAGGAAACGAGCGACUCCAUCAGAAGAGCAAAACCCCAGAGGAUCAGCACACAGUAAGACGCCGGGGGCUCCUGAGGACACCUACAUGACCCUUGACCCCAAGUCCAGAUGUUCUGAAUACGACACACUGGAUAAUAUGAAGAGAUCCUGUGAAAACACAGACGACCCUGAAGCUCAGGAUCCUACAUAUUAUAACUCUGACAAAUGAUUAAUACACAAUUUGGCAUUUUUUUAAUAAUCAAUUUUCUCUGGCUUAGAAUUAAACAUGUUGCUAUUUGCUUUUGUGCUUUUAAAAAACACAAUUUUCUCUAUUAUUUUGUAAUCUGUGUGAUUUUGCAAACUUGUAGAAGUUCAGAAUAAGCUGAUUUUACAGGUUAGAAAGUUACAGUAGAUACUCAGAAAGUU